AUGGAAGAAAUGAAGACUUUAGUAAUUGCCUUGGCAAGAGUAAUUGCAGUCAAACCACACUCGGCUGAUGUGGAGAGACUGAUAUCAAGAUACAAUAUCCUGAAGUCACCAGCGAGAAGCAGACUUAACACAGAUACUCUUCACUACUACAUUUUAGUCAUUGGAUUCAAUCUUCCACCGCUUGCGAGUUAUGAUGCCAGACCUGCUGUUCGAUACUGUUUAACAGAUAAGAAGAGAAAACCAAGUGCAUCGUCUAAGUGCAAGACACAAAAGCGGUGGUUCAAUGGUGUCUUUUUUGAAAACAGCAUUGGUAACGAUGAUCGAGAUCGACAUGUCAGAGUUGUCGGAGGAAAGCAGACAAGGAGGACAUCACUUGAAACCGUCUUUUGGUUGGCAAUUGACAUAAUAAUUAAGAAAGGAUAG
Molecule: messenger RNA, 423 nt
Organism: Paramuricea clavata
Lineage: Eukaryota; Metazoa; Cnidaria; Anthozoa; Malacalcyonacea; Plexauridae
Source: the annotation of a GenBank genome assembly